AUGGCGCAAACAUCCGCUGCUCUUCUCCCUGAACUCUCUGCACAUCUACAAGCGGUAGACGAGGAUCCGACUACGACACUGGAUGCAGACCUGCUCGAGAAAUGCGGCCUCUUCACAAGCACACCCGAUUAUCAAGCCCGGAUAUGGCAGGAGACUGGGCCAUUGUUCCUCCAGAUCGCUGCUCUGCUGCCAAAGCUCCAGCAGGAACCAGCACCUCUCAUCCAAUUUGUUACAAAGCUCGCUGCACCCUACCGAUUCGAGCACAUCAAAGAUGUUGAUUUCGAGAUCGGCCUAGAUUUGCAAGCAACACCGGUUCAUGCUCUCAUCCUCACUUUGCUGGAGAAGGCUGCAGCAGGAAGCAACGAUGCACAGGCCCUUGCGAAUCGACCAACUGUCAUGGCCGCUAUCGUACGGCUGUGGCUCUGCACUUCGAAUGCUGGAGUUGCCACCCAAGCCGAAGAUCUUCUUACUUCCUUGUUGCGUGCGUCCAAGAAUGAGCCCGCCACUGUAUCUGGAGAGGCAACGCUGCACAAAUACGGCGCUGGUCCCAUGUGGAGGCGCUUAUUCACCGAUCGCGAUAUUGUCUCUCUAUACUACCACUAUACUUCCAUGAAGACUCUAUCGAACCCACCGCUACCUUUGUUGAGCAAACGGGACAAGACAAUAUCGCAGGCGCGCCUCUUGCAUUGGCUACCCAAGGUCGGCGCACUGGACUGGAGCACCAUCACCUCAAGCCAUGGGCUAGACAUUGAAAAGGAGGUCGGACUGGCUCAGGGGCAAGGACUACUCCACUACGCCUCGCUGAGGAUGGUGGACACAGAUGAUGACGUGUUAAUGCACAUGACGCUCAUCAACUUCUACCGCGAGCUUAUGAUCACCGUGAAAACAAAGCCUCAUCUCACGCACUACGACUCGAGUCUGUCGUUAGACUUCCUGAAGGAGCAAAAUAUCCACAAACGGAUAAUCGACUUCCACACUAGCGACAGCCCUGGUCUCGAUCAUUCCUUCCUAAGCCCAAGGACGGCGCAAUAUAUCAGCGACUACGCGAGCGCCUAUCCUGAGAAUUUCGAAACCAGUGCUGAGCUACAAACGAUUCGAACCUACCUUGGCCGCAACAUACGCCGAUGCGAGCCCCACGACCUCAACAUACUGGCGUCAAUGCCCCGUGCCACCCUCAUACCUCGCAGUGCCACAGGUCUUGCCUGGGAUGACUGCGUUCUGCUCGACAUACCUAUUACUCGUACAAAUCCUGAUGCGCUAAAGACUUUGGCCGCUGUGUUCCACGGACCUCCGAAACAGGAGAUCACCUUUCCGCAGGUAGAAACUAUCGGUCUGGAUCCCAAACGCAUCGAGAUAGAGUCUGUCUUUGCGCGCCUCCUCACCUCGCAAUACUACACCAAACACCCCUCCUUAUUUUCUGACCUCGUCACGCACACAUCCACCAUUGCGAUGAAAGACAAUGCCGUAGCAGCUCUCACACUGCUCCGUGCCAUCAUCACGUCAUCAUGGUCGACCGCAUCCGUCCCGGAUAUUAUUCCCACUUCCGACGCGACAUACACUCGCUUGCACAACUUCCCGCGUACAGGUCUCGAUCUCGUCCUUGACCCGGCGCGCAGCGGUGGUGUGCUGCCUGCGCUGUUGAAGCCCGCGACGACGUUCUCGAAUCUUGUGGGCGGGCGAGGCGAUGCGGAAAAUGCGGCCUAUCAGGUUGCAAUGUCACGCUUCGACGCGCUGAAAGCGUUGGGACGGAGGCUGGAGCAAGAUGGCGGCAGGAACGAUGUGCUCCAAAUGGUCACGCGAAGAGUCAAUGAGGGUCCGUGGGGUGUAGGCGGGAGCGCAGGUAGCAGGAUAGGCACCUUGGAGUUGUGA
Molecule: messenger RNA, 1869 nt
Organism: Didymosphaeria variabile
Lineage: Eukaryota; Fungi; Ascomycota; Dothideomycetes; Pleosporales; Didymosphaeriaceae
Exons: 2
Coding region: 1-1869 (622 amino acids)
Source: RefSeq, a predicted model, not a curated record